Messenger RNA from Lachancea nothofagi CBS 11611, 1566 nucleotides. Lineage: Eukaryota; Fungi; Ascomycota; Saccharomycetes; Saccharomycetales; Saccharomycetaceae. The record is from the annotation of a GenBank genome assembly.
AUGCAGGAAUCGCUUGGCGAUCGUAGAAAGCCCAAGUCUUAUCAUCUGGUUGUUUUAGUACAUGGUCUUUGGGGUAACCGAACCCAUUUCGACUACAUUCGUAAUGCACUCGAGUUAGGAUUCCAAACGCAUAAAGAGGCUCAAGGUUUAGACAAUGAAGAAUUGGUGGUAUAUACGACACACCUCAACGAGGGUUACAAGACUUACGAUGGGAUCGACGUGUGUGGUGUUCGAGUCGCAGGCGAAGUAGAAGGGCAAAUAGCAGAACUCGGGUCAGUGACGAAGUUUUCCAUCUGCGGGUACUCUUUGGGGGGACUGAUAGCUAGAUAUGCGUUGGGAGUUCUAUACAAGAAGCAGGUCUUCAAAAAACAAGAUAUCGAACUGGUAAACUUUACCACAUUUUGUACACCACACGUCGGAGUCCAUGCGCCUGGUAAAAAUGUAGCUGUGAAUCUGUUCAAUACAGUAGUUCCCCUUGUCUUGGGAAACACGGGCAAACAAAUGUUCCUGAAAGAUAAAGCUGCGUUUGCUGGCGGGCUGCCGCUCGUGCUCUUGAUGAGUAUGGAAAAUUCGGUGUUUUACAAAGCGUUGCAAGAAUUCAAAAACACGUCGCUAUACGCUAAUGUCAUCAAUGACAAGAGAACCGCUUGGUGGACUGCCGGGAUUUCCAGAAACGACCCGUUUUUUGAAGUUGACGAUCAGAACGGUGACUAUCGCUUCAGCUAUGUGAAAGGGUAUGCGCCAACCAUAGUGGAUCAUUCCAGAUCUAUCAGGAUUACUAGAAUUGAGGAUUACAACGAGAAAAUCGAGGAAACCAGCAAGCCCCAGGAAAACACAAUUGUUAAAGUUGAUCGUCGUGAGUACUUUUUUAUUAACUACUGGGUUGCCAAGUUGUGUCGGUGGUUUAUGGUAUUAUUCAAUUUGCUAUUAAUAGCUCCAAUAUGGGUGAUUUGGUUUGCUCUAUCGGGAACAAUGGAGACCAUAAAGUCUACCACCAGAGCGACACGGUUUAUCAAAGGUUAUUCGCAUCAUUUUAUAAGUGAGAUAUAUGACGGUGUCUCAGAAGAGCCUUUACCAGAUGAUAUAAUCGAUGCAUCAUCCGACACACCUAACGAGUACGAGUUACAAAUACAGCAGUCCCUAAAUGAUCAGACUGACACAUUUAUCGAGAGCCUCUUCAGUGCUAUCGAAAGAAAAAACACUCUAUCCGCGGUCGUUGACGAAACGGACUCCCCAGAUGUCACUGAUACCGAGGACAAUGAAUUUGUUGUGAAAACUACCUUGAAGGAACUGGAAUCACUCUCAAUCGAGGAAAUUAAAAUCCGUCGUUUGAAGUCUGUCGGUUGUGAUAAAUUGCCAUCGUUAGAAGACUUACAUUUAAACUUAGCACCUCAGCAAUUGAAAAUCAUUGAAUCAUUGAACAAGAUUCCUUGGCGAAAAUUUCCAGUGUAUAUUCGCGACACAGUAAGCACACAUGCGUGUGCAAUAGUACGGCACAAAGACCCGCAUUUUGGAGAGGGCAAAAUAGUCGUGAGACAUUGGAUUACCGAAGUUUUUGAGUUUUGA